Molecule: messenger RNA, 1942 nt
Organism: Pseudopodoces humilis (Tibetan ground-tit)
Lineage: Eukaryota; Metazoa; Chordata; Aves; Passeriformes; Paridae
Product: aldehyde dehydrogenase family 3 member B1-like
Biological process (GO): aldehyde metabolic process
Cellular component (GO): cytoplasm
Molecular function (GO): 3-chloroallyl aldehyde dehydrogenase activity; aldehyde dehydrogenase (NAD+) activity
Source: RefSeq, a predicted model, not a curated record
CCCCACCCCAAGCCUCGGCAGUGCCUGCCUGGCCUCGCGCUCCUCCAGCUUCCACACAAGCUCCCAGGCCCACCACACUCUCCAUGGAGACCAGCAGCUCCUUCCAACAGCUUGGCAUGCAGCAGCGCCCUGAGCCGCCCAGGCAGCAGCUCCCAGGCUAUGGCAAGUGCAGCACCACAGGCGGUGAUCCUGGCAAAGAUCCUGGGAAAGCUGCUGGGUGCAGUGGAGGCAGCGGGAUCGGGAAGGGGCCAGUGCCAAUGGUCUGCAGCACUCCAUGUGGGAACCCCUACGCGGGGCUGGUGAGCCACCUGCGGGCAUCCUGGAACUCGGGGAAGACGCGGCCCAUGGAAUACCGUGUUGCCCAGCUGGAGGCUCUGGGACGAUUCCUGGAUGACAAGAAGCAGGAGAUCCUGGAAGCCACUGAAUUGGACAUGGGCAAGCCAUCCUUCGAGGCAUUCUUCAGCGAGAUCCUCCUCUGCAAGAACGAGCUCAAUGUCACCCUCAACAACCUGUCCCACUGGAUGAAGGAUGAGUACGUGGACAAGAACCUGGUGAUGCAGCUGGACUCUGCCUUCAUCCGCAAGGACCCCUAUGGGGUGGUGCUCAUCAUAGCACCCUGGAACUACCCCAUCCACCUCUUCCUGGUGCCCCUCAUUGGGGCCAUCGCUGCCGGGAACUGCGCCAUCAUCAAACCCUCAGAGAUCUCCAAGAACACAGAGAGACUCGUUGCUGAAACGCUGAGCUGUUACCUGGACAGUGACUGCUUUGCUGUGGUGACUGGUGGCAUGCCAGAGACCACCAGGCUGCUGGAGAACAAGUUUGACUACAUCUUCUUCACUGGCAGCCCCCCAGUGGGGCAGAUCGUGAUGACGGCCGCUGCCAAGCACCUGACCCCGGUGACACUGGAGCUGGGGGGCAAGAACCCCUGCUACGUGUCUGACACCUGUGACGUGACCAACGUGGCGCGGCGCGUGGCCUGGGGCCGCUUCUUCAACGCGGGGCAGACCUGCAUCGCACCCGACUACCUGCUCUGCACCAUAGAGAUGCAGGAGAAGCUCAUGCCUGCCCUGCGUGAGGCCAUCACUGAGUUUUUUGGCCCCAACCCCCAAGAAUCCCCGGAUUUUGGCCGCAUUGUGAGUGACAAGCAGUUCCAGCGCCUCCGGGCACUGCUGGGCAGUGGGCGCGUGGCCAUCGGGGGACAGACGGACGAGGCAGAGCGCUACAUCGCUCCCACAGUGCUGGCGGAUGUGCUGCCCUCGGACCCUGCCAUGCAGGAGGAGAUCUUCGGGCCCAUCCUGCCCAUUGUCGUCAUCGCCAACAUGGAUGAAGCCAUUGAUUUCAUCAACGCGCGGCCGCGGCCACUGGCCCUCUACGCCUUCUCCUGUGAUAGCAAGAUAGUGAACCAGGUCCUGGAGCGGACGAGCAGCGGAGGCUUCUGUGGCAAUGACACCCUGAUGCAUGUGACACUGACCUCUCUGCCCUUCGAAGGCAUUGGGAACAGUGGCCUUGGAAGAUACCAUGGGAAACUGACCUUUGACACCUUCUCCCACCACCGUGGCUGCCUGCACCGGAACAUGGGGCUCGAGACCCUCAACACCCCGCGCUACCCCCCCUACACCCAGCAGAAGUUGGGGCUCCUCACGACCACCUUCGAGGUGAAGCGCAGGGGCACCUGCACCCUGCUCUGAGGCUGCCAUGUCCUGCUCUGAGGAUGCCAUGGAGUCAGCGUGGAGAACUGGGACCAUCCCCCUGUCCCUCUUCACCACGCUCCCCACUUCCUCACCGUGUCCUUUGCCUUGCUGGAACAUGUCGGACAGCCAGGAUGGACAUUCCCUCCUGCAGCCUUGUGGCCUGUGCUCUGAACCAUUUUCCAGGACACAGCAGAAACGACCAAAAACCUUUCCUUCAAACCUCUCUUUCUGGUGGAGAAGUGCUUCCAUCA